Molecule: messenger RNA, 2535 nt
Organism: Patiria miniata (bat star)
Lineage: Eukaryota; Metazoa; Echinodermata; Asteroidea; Valvatida; Asterinidae
Product: delta-sarcoglycan-like
Exons: 8
Coding region: 77-937 (286 amino acids)
Biological process (GO): cardiac muscle tissue development; heart contraction
Cellular component (GO): sarcoglycan complex; sarcolemma
Source: RefSeq, a predicted model, not a curated record
GGUGAACUGUUCGCUGCAGCUGAUGAAUGAUCAAAAUAUUGAGAGAAUCGUUCUAUAAUCAGCGGCACCGGUAGCCAUGGCUAGCUACUCCAACAUGACCCCCGGCGCGUCCCGCCACAGGCACCAGGAGACGGUCUACAAGGUGGGCAUCUACGGCUGGCGCAAACGCUGCCUCUACCUCCUCAUCCUCGUGCUGACCUCCGUCAUCAUAGUCAACGUGGCACUCACCAUCUGGAUCCUCAGGGUUAUGAAUUUCACAAUGUCUGGUAUCGGCAAGUUGCAUUUAUCAAGUAAAGGCGUGACGAUAGGAGGCGAGGCUGAGUUUCUGAAAGCGCUGUAUGCUGCAGAGAUCAAGUCCAGACAGGAUAAAAACCUUGUAUUACAGUCAGCCAGAAAUGUAACGAUAAAUGCCAGAAACGGGUUAGAAAACACAACAAAAGGACGAUUAAUAGUUGGUCCAGAAAGUUUAGUUUCCUACAACGAUAGAUUUGUUAUCUACGACACCAAGAACAAAAUGUUAUUCUAUGCAGACGAGAACGAGGUGGUCAUUGGUGCCAAAAGGGUCACAUUUACAGGGAGUGAAGGGACGGCGUUUAAGGGGCCCAUCCAGACACCUCAUGUGACAUCAGAGUCUGGACAAGAUUUAAGGCUGGAGUCCGUGUCGUCAAAUUUAAUCGUAGAAUCCCCUCAAACCGUUAGCCUUACCUCACCGAUUGGACAAGUUUCCGUCUCAUGUUUUAAUGACAUCAACCUCCGAUCCAGGCAGGGCAAAAUAUCCCUGGACGCGGCCCACGUCGAGAUCAAGAACCUCCAGGAGAGUGCCUCAGGAACCAGCAGCGAUGCUGACGUCUUUGAACUGUGUGCCUGUCGGAACGGCCGCCUCUUUCUGGCCCCGCCCACGACAGGGUGCCAGGCCAGGGCGGAGCUGUGCGACUAAUCAGUGUGCACGACUUGCCAGCGCUGUAAAAACCCAGGUGACUUUUUAUACAUUGCAAAAUCGGCCGGAGUUGCUAAAAAAUUAUCAACUUUGCGAAACACUGACAAACGUGGAGGUACUUUCCUAUUCGGUCAAGGUAUGGCGGUUUUAAAGGUUUGGAGGUGGAAAGCAAUUUUAAAUUGGUUGUAAAUGGUUGGUCUGUUAUAGUCAAAGUGAAAGAAAGUUAGCGUGUACCAAGUCUUUCAUUGUAGGACUUAGUGAGGGUGGCCAUCUUUGCCUCCCUUCGUACAAUGGCUGUUUCAGAAACCUCGGAUUUGGCUGCAACUCUAUUAAGGGCCUGAUUGUUUCAUUCCAGAUCCUGAUCGAGAUCAUGUAAUCCAGCGCCGUGCGAAAACAAACAGGCGCACGCGAAUGUCGUCUGCUUCAGAGUUUGUAGGCAGAAGAGCUAUUUUUUGACAAGCUAUCUAUAAUUUCCAGAAAAAGUAAUCAAUUGUACUAUUUUUAAUCACGAAAAUACAUUCUAAAAGAUUUAUGAAGACAUAUUGUCACAAAAGCUCAACUGAUGCUUCAAAUUUACUAAAAACCUCACUUUUUCUCUCAGUCCGUCGCGCACGCUGCCAUGUUUGAUCUUGCGAACACACCUCGCGAGCAGGAUCCGUUAAAAGCGUUAUCGCGAUCCCGAUCUGCACGAAACAAACAGGCCCUAAACUCUGCUUUAGCAACAGUUUGAAAGCUUCGAUCAAGUUAGGACUAUGGCUCUUUAGAUUGUGUCAUUCUGCUGUGCAUGAAGCCAUGGCGUCAUUCAGUCUGGUGCAUGAGGCAAAAGCCCGAAGCCAAAGCCGAGGUUUGAGAAAUGGCCUGAUUGUAGUCUGGCGACAGUGAGCUGCAUCGGCAGUAUAAGCACUGCAGUAUUUUCUCGCCCUCGGGGAGCUAGACAUCAAAAUGGCCGCAGACUGGUAAAGGCCCAGCGGUUUGCAAACCUUCGCAAUGGGUGAGGCAAUAGUGUUUGGAUAAUGAACUGAAAUGACCUGUUCACAGUUUACAGAGACUUACUCUUUCUGUUCAGAAAGAGUGCAUUGUUUUAGUUUGAAAAUGUUGAUACUUUUGAAGAACUCUUUGAAUACAGCAAGCAUUCCAUUGUGCUCACAUAAAACUACAGUUCAUAACUGUGAAACUAUCAUAUUAAAACAGUAUUAUUAUUUAUGGUCAUUUUUUAUAGUCUUGAGAUAUUUUGGGGGUGAAAAUUGAAACCUUUCCCCUUAUAGUAAUUCAUUUGUAUGAGAAUUUUUCUCAAAAUUGUAUUUGAGUAAUAUACAAUGUUAUGUAGAUGGCCCUAUAAAUGACAUGGCUCAAAAACUGGACUUCAUCCGUACUUAGAGCCACACAGCAAUGCAUGCUAAAUUUAGUAAUCAAAGGUAGAGUACAUCAAUCGCAGCUAUCCAAAAAGCAACUGACAAAAUUAUUGUUGAAAAGCGUACUUCGUUUGAAGAUAGUGAAAUCACCACAUCCAGUGAAGGUGGCCGUGUAACGCAGCUUCUCUGCAAGUGGGUGGAACCAUUUGGCCUGGUUUUGGUUCUGCAUCUGCAUGGCGGGAUUGA